CCAUCCGAUCACAACAGUUCUUUGGAUAUCAGUUAUCAGUACCAGAUAUUUCCCGACGAAGUGUUGGGUUCGGGACAGUUCGGUAUAGUCUAUGGCGGAGUGCACAAGACAUCCGGCCGUUCCGUAGCCAUUAAAGUGAUAGACAAACUCAGGUUUCCGACCAAACAAGAGGCGCAGUUGAAGAAUGAGGUGCAGAUCCUGCAAGAGAUCCAUUACCCGGGAGUCGUUAAUUUGGAGAACAUGUUUGAAACGCCCGAAAGAAUAUUAGUGGUGAUGGAGAAGAUGAAGGGCGAUAUGUUGGAGAUGAUACUCAACAGCAAACCCGGCCGACUCUCUGAGCGCGUCACCAAAUUUCUUAUAUAUCAAAUAUUACACGCGUUAAGAUAUCUUCACUCGAGAAACAUAUGUCACUGCGAUCUCAAACCAGAAAAUGUUUUGCUUUCGUCGGACUCGGAUUUUCCUCAAGUUAAAUUAUGUGAUUUCGGAUUCGCGAGACUUAUCGGCGAAAAAUCUUUCCGUCGAAGUGUUGUCGAUAAUUGUAUAAUAAAUGUGUUGUUUGGCCGCAAAACAGGAACCCCCGCCUAUUUAGCGCCUGAAGUAUUACGUAAUAAGGGAUACAACAGAUCUUUAGAUAUGUGGUCCGUCGGUGUAAUCAUUUACGUGAGUCUUAGCGGAACCUUUCCUUUCAAUGAAGAAGAAGACAUAUCGGAUCAGAUAACGAACGCUGCCUUCAUGUUUCCACCCGAUCCCUGGAAUCAGAUCUCUCCAGACUCUGUCGAUCUCAUCAGUAAUUUAUUACAAGUAAAG
Medioppia subpectinata is the source of this 807-nucleotide messenger RNA. NCBI's taxonomy places the organism in Eukaryota, Metazoa, Arthropoda, Arachnida, Sarcoptiformes, Oppiidae. The record is from the annotation of a GenBank genome assembly.